Molecule: messenger RNA, 1911 nt
Organism: Mycena citricolor
Lineage: Eukaryota; Fungi; Basidiomycota; Agaricomycetes; Agaricales; Mycenaceae
Source: the annotation of a GenBank genome assembly
AUGGCGCGCCGAAGAAAAGAGGAGAUCGACGAAGAAGCACGCAUCGUGGACGCCAAGCUCAUGGUUCUCCGCAUGAAGGAACUGGAGUUCGAGAGGAUCUUGCACGAGAUGCGCCGAUUGAGGGAGUCGACGGGUUCGGAGAGGCGGGCUUUGGAAGCAAGACAGCAGGAGCUUCAGACAGAACGUCAGCCUGUCAACUGGUUGCCUCCGGAGCUGAUCAUCCACAUCUUUCUCGCGUUCGUGGAGAGUGGCUCGGGUCACCCCGCGGAGGUGUACCACCGGGAGCCUGUCACGCUCUCGCACGUAUGCUCUCGGUGGCGCUCUAUCGCGCUCAGCACGUCGCAGCUGUGGAUACGGAUUUGCGUUCAGGGCGAGGCUUGGAACGCCCGGCCCAUCGUCACGUUCGUCGCACGGUCGGGCAGAUCCCCUCUGUCGGUUAUAUUCGCCCCACCACACAACCUGCCUGAUGGUCACGAGCAUCGGCGAGCCUUGAAACUGCUCCAACACGUGGAAGUCGAUUUUGAGCGGAUGCGCAGCAUCGUCUUUCACUCCCAAGGGACCGAGGCCAUGCAGCAGUUCAUCAGCGUGCUCACACGACCAAACCACGCCUUCAAAGCGCUCGAAAGUCUCGAUCUUUCCAUAGACGCGAUCGCCGCGUCAUCCCUCCUCCUGCCUACUCUUCUACCAACCCAGCUACGAGAACCCGCGCCGGUAUCUUCGCAUUUGACCAUCCUCCGCCUCACCAAACUCCCUUUAUUCAACAUCCCCAGUCAUUUCCUUCCCAAAUUGCUCACUCUCGAGCUCGAGUUCCCUCCGAAGAAGAUACUGGUGGAGGGCUCGACCUCCUACGUGCUUCGCAUGUCACAGCUCGUUCGCUUCCUCGGAUGUACUCCGAGGCUCGAGGAACUUAUUCUCCUCGACACUUGUCCGUUCAUGGAUGUCACGCUGGAUAGAGAGGAUGCCGUUGAGAUCUCAGCCAAUCACGUGCGGGUAAAGCCAGUUGUACUGCUGCAUCUGCGCUCGCUGCAAUGGUCCUAUCCGUUCGCAAGUGACAUUCACUAUUUUCUCUCGUUCUUUGUCAUCCCGGCUCUCGAGCGUUUUGAUGUUGACGUGGACGAGUAUCCUCUCGUCCGGAACAAUGUCGCCCUCUUGCGAGGUUACUCUGACCACUCAGCAUCACAACUUUUCGCUCAAAACCGCGUCAUCGAGCUCUCCAAUCUGCGCGAGAUCACAUUGCAAUGUCUGAACGAGGAGACUGUAGGCAGUGUCCUGCGCAAGUUCGGGUUUCCGGUGCUCGAGAAACUCGACAUCGGUCACGUGAGCGGUUCCAUUCAGAGCGGCCGCAACAGGGCCAAGGAGGCGCUACCCACCUUUCCUCGAUUGGAGUCGAUGUUCAGAGACCCGCGCCUACCAGGACUGACCCAUCUCACCAUCUGCCACUUCGAGAUAUCGGCGGAACUGGGCAAAGCGGAGGCCAUGUUGGGUUAUCUGCCGAAUCUUGUUUCGCUCACUCUCGAUAACUGUCUCGGCGUCGGCAAGCUCUUUGAAUGCCUGUAUCAACUCUCGGCUGUUUCUGGUAGCAUUACCAGGGUCUGUUCUCAUCUGGAUUCUAUCGAGCUGUGGCGCUGCUCAGAUGUUGAUGUGCUCCCUCUCAUAGCCAUUGCAUCGAUGCGCAAUGGGGCUCACAGUGCCCUGAACUCCCAGUCCCGCAGACUCCAAUUUAUCAAGCCCAAGGCGCGGCCGAUGAAGAAGCUUCCGAGACAGGCGGUCGGGAACAAACAAGAGUUGGACCAGAACCUGCCUGCACGGCUCCGGCAUGUUCGCAUUGUGGGAUGUGCCUUAAUCGACGAAGAUCACGCGGAAUCACUCCGGGCUAUGGGCGUGGAGACUGUCCUCUGGACUUCAUUCUAG